Molecule: messenger RNA, 2624 nt
Organism: Phytophthora nicotianae INRA-310
Lineage: Eukaryota; Oomycota; Peronosporomycetes; Peronosporales; Peronosporaceae
Exons: 2
Coding region: 41-958 (305 amino acids)
Source: RefSeq, a predicted model, not a curated record
CGCAUUUUUGAGGGCGGGGCUACUAAUCGGUUUCUCGGUCAUGAAGGCACCGUCGGCAGAAGAGGUGUUAGCACUGGUGAACGCGGCAACUGGGCCCGAUGGGACCUUGGACCCAACCAUGGAGCACCUGCUUAUGCAAAUGCAAGAGCAACACUCGCUGAAUCAAGCUCAACUUCGCGCCCAAGAGCAAACUCAACGACCUCCUAGUGAACUCAAGUCUAACGUCUCAGAGCUGCCCAAGACGAUAAAAUCAGACAACAGCCACGGUACUGCCAGUACCGUCAUGGACUUAAUGCCGUUAUCGGCAGCUGCAGUCGCCAUCGGGUCUCCCACCAAUUCCGCACUGGAAAGAGCAACUUCGGCAGUGGAAGUUGCCUCUGGACCGGCUCCAGCAACUCCUGGACCUCCAUCGGCAACAUCAACUGCACCAGCAACUUUAACCUCUAAGGCAAUGACGCGGAAGAGCAUACCGUUAAGUAUGAAAAAAGAGGCCAUACAGUGGAUUAUGGGUCCGGGUAAAGGGAUCCCAUCGCGUGCCGAGAAGCAUUUUGGAGCUUUGAAUUGGGACGUCAGUGCGUCUUCGUUCCGCAAGUGGUGGAAGAACCGAGACAAAAUUUUGGGCGACUCUGGAGGCAAGAAACGUAUCAGCGGUGGAGGCAGGAAGCCCUACUUGGAGGACUCGGAGGAGAAACUUUUGGUGGUUGUGAUCCAGGAACGAGCGAAAAAAGACCGAGUGACGAGGAAAUGGAUCGCCAAGACGGCGCAGCACAUGUUCCAGCGGUCUGACUCGACGUUUAAGGCCUCGGAGAACUGGGUCACCAAGUUUAUUCGACGGAAUGGACUCACGCUCAAGCGAAGUUAUGUCACCUACGAGCCGCAACAAACGAAACUAGAACCGCAACAUCAAACUUCGACAAGUGGAGCAACUACGACUACGGGCACCAAUAUUGUUGUGUAGCAGACCCAACAUGACAGCUAGCAAAAGUGCCGGCUUUUUGAGUUUUUGAGUGUGACGAGAAGACCAGAUCAAGACAUUUAUGAAUCGUCUCAUCCAGCAGUAGAGCGUUUGACAAGCUCUGCUUAUCGUAUUCACUGCAUGCAUUUUAUUUGAUUAGGGAUCUUAUACGGUGGUGUUAACGUGCUUUGGCGCUGUAAUGGAAUAGUUAUCGUCAUGGUUUAUGUGGAUCAGAGUUUUCUGACAUCGUGGACUCACUAAAAAGCAAGUGAUAAGUGACUAAUGUUCAUGAAUGGAGUUUUCAGUGACGACUUCGGCGCAUAUAGCACUUGAUUGGGGCAGUUGUCGCCGGUGGUGCCGUGGUUGUUGGGGCUGUGGUCUCAAUUGUUGGUGGGGCGGUCGUAGUAGGCACUACCGUUGGGGCGCUCGUUGAGGGAGCAGUGGUUGGAUUUGUAGUUGCGGGUGUUGCUGAUGUUGUUUCGAAUUGGAGGUUGGUGUCGGUGCAUUGACCUGCAGAUAACGAGUACAUCCCCUCAAUAACUUGACCAUCCAUGGAGGUGACUGAAACCUCUACAGCGGUGAGAUCAACCUCUGAUGAGCUAGUGAUGAGGUAGUAGUAUGCACCGCUAAUCAUCGACGCAGUGUUGCCAUUGAUACUGACGCUCUUGACUCCUAUUACAGCAUUUGUUGGUUGUACAGCGAUCCAGAAACCAUUACUACCGGUCUUGAGGCAGAUCUUCAGGGUCUCUGGGUUUGGACAGUCUACAAACUGCCAUCGGAUCGAUAGACGGCUCGGAUCCGAACCUGUGAUAGUCCUGAACACUGACGGCGAUAGAUCCAAGUCCCCGUAUUUGCAUUCAGGACAGCGAUCUACGAUCUGGACGAUGGCAGUCGCUGUCUGAUCUUCGCAUGCUUCGUCAAUGCACGAAACUUGAGCACAGCGACCGCAAUUUCCCAAGUUAUUCCACUGUUCGUUGUUCAGUGCCGCAUAAUUCGUAGCCGCAAUGCUGUUCCAAGACAUCAAAUUGCAGUUGCCGCUGCUCACUCCACCGAGUGUGUAGGUGGUGCCGUCGCCUUCGAAGUACGCAGCGGUGGGAAACGCCGUGGUGGUGACGCACAGGAGGAGAGCACGGAUGGUGAGUGUGUUGAGCAUAGUAAAGACUUUUAAUGUUGAACGUUCAAGGCGAAUUGAGGAAUGACAUAUCCGAGCAGUCGAUGCGAAGUCGAAGAGAUCAAGUCAGACGCGAUGGCGGGGACGUCGGGGGCCCACCGAGACCUGUCGGAUAGUAUCUUUCCCAUAUUGCGCGAUACAAACUGCCACACGCGAUCCAUUCGAACUGUUUUGCGCAUUUUGGGAUGCUGAUCAUUUCGAUGAAGAGAUCGCGUAACUUGGAAUCUUUUCGUAAAUGGGAUGCUGCUUUACGGCGAUAAAUACGAGUGCUUGGUAGAGCAAGGAAAAGUGGCGGUUCUAGAAACGCCAAGAUGGUUUCGAUCCUAUUAGCUAGGUAGAGUGUGGUUGUUGUAGUCGACAUCGAUGCAUGGAGCUGCUCCGAAUGAAAAGAUGAUCGAAAACAACCAGGACAGAAUUUUAAAGACGAGGAUGACCCAACAAAAGGUUUAUCCCUUAAACUGAAUUAAUGGUUAACGACUACUGCAUGAACAACACUGA